Molecule: messenger RNA, 3269 nt
Organism: Cyclopterus lumpus (lumpfish)
Lineage: Eukaryota; Metazoa; Chordata; Actinopteri; Perciformes; Cyclopteridae
Gene: rabgef1l
Product: RAB guanine nucleotide exchange factor (GEF) 1, like
Exons: 9
Coding region: 169-1683 (504 amino acids)
Biological process (GO): vesicle-mediated transport
Cellular component (GO): cytosol; endocytic vesicle
Molecular function (GO): DNA binding; small GTPase binding; zinc ion binding
Source: RefSeq, a predicted model, not a curated record
UUGUAACAAGACACAAAGAAGAAACAGCUGACAGACAAAAUGGCUGCGGGACAAAGCUAGAGGCUCGGCCCAUGUAAACAUCCACCGACAGGAGACAGGAGCGAGGAAAACGUUACUCGAGACGCUCUUGACGCUGCGAAUGAGAAAUCUUCCUCACUUUGGUGAAGGAUGAUGAGCCAGCGGCGUGGGAUCCAUCUGGACCAAUCAGAGCUGCUUUGCAAAAAAGGAUGUGGUUUUUAUGGCAACACCGGCUGCCAGGGCCUGUGCUCCAAGUGCUGGCGAGAGGAGAAUCAGCGAGAGAAGCAAACCCAGAUUCAAGAGGACUGGGCACUUGCUGAGAGGCUGCAGAGAGAGGAACAGGAAGCCUAUGCAAGCAGACACCCGAAGGCCCAACCGCAGCCCAGCAUCACACCCUUCAGCAAGUUUGAGGAAAGAAAAACUAAGGAAAAGUCCAGCAAAGUCAACACAGUCACAAAGUUUUUUAGUGCUUCCACAAAAACACCAUCAAAAAAAGGUGCUCCUUUUGAGGCUCAGUCCAGCCCGAGCUCCAGCUCCUCCUCUGCCAGCCGGCGCUCCUCUGUGGACAGUGACCAUGCAACGCGAGAGUUCAUUGACUUUCUCAAGCCCCUGAAGUCCGGCAGGGAGGUCUUCAAACAGUGCCGAGCCUUCACUGAGAGCAUGGUCUAUAAGCGGGACAUGGGUGCUGAUGAACAGUCUGAGUGUGUACAGGACUUCUACCAGAAUCUCUCAGACCGCCUCCACACCCAGUUCAAAGGUUCGUCAGAACAUGUGGAGAGUGUUAUGGAUGAAGUAGAAAAGUACAUGAUGACUCGGCUCUACAAGGAGGUCUUCUGUCCCGAGACAACAGAUGAUGAGAAGAAAGACCUAGCUAUUCAGAAGAGAAUCAGAGCCUUGCAUUGGGUCACCAUUGAGAUGCUGUGUGUUCCUGUCGACGAGGAGAUCGCUGAGGUGUCAGACAGUGUAGUCAAAUCCAUCACAGACGUGAUUGAAAUGGAUUCAAAGUGCGUGCCCAAGGAGAAGCUGGCGUGCAUCACUCGUUGCAGCAAGCACAUCUUCAACGCCAUCAAAAUCAGCAAAAAAGAGGCUGCAUCUGCAGAUGACUUCCUCCCGACGCUCAUCUACAUUGUGCUGAAAGCAAACCCGCCGCGCUUGCAGUCCAACAUCCAGUACAUCACCCGCUUCAGCAACCCCAGCCGACUCAUGACUGGAGAGGAUGGCUACUACUUCACUAAUCUGUGCUGUGCAGUGGCCUUCAUAGAGAAGCUGGACGGUCAGUCUCUGAACCUGAGCUCGGAGGAGUUUGAGCGCUACAUGUCGGGCCAGGCAUCCCCCCAAUCGCCACAGUCCACUGGAGCUUCUUCCUGCCCCCCAGGCAGCACGACUCAGGUCCACCAACGGCUGGACCUGCUAGCAGGGCUCGGGGAAAGACAGGAGCAGGUCAUGGUGAAAGCUCGCCAGCUGGAGAGCGAUCUCAUAGACUGGACGGACGAGGUGGAGCAGAAGGUGCAGAGCGUUCUGGAGAGCUUUCCUCCAGAGACGCAAAACCCAACUGCAAUCGAGGCCAGCGGGACGACUUCUGCAGCGGCAUCAGCAAUCGACUCCGAUAACGUUGAGAACGAGCACCUGCCCCCACCUCUGCUACCGCAAGUGUUUGCUGGUUGACGUAAAGAGCUCUGCCCAACAAUAAACAUUCCUCUAGAGGCUUUACUCCGCACUCCCCCUUUUCCCCACUGUUAAACGUUGCUGUCCAUAUGCACACAGAGCAUCUAUCUGAUAUGGAUCACUGUUCCACUCCGGACAUUUCUUUUCCCUCCAUCCAUAGUCCGAGAGGCCCUGAAAUUACCCUGAACGGUGACCAAACUAUUGAAUUAAAGACAUAGUUUGGCAUUUUGGCAAACACACUUAUUCGCUUUCUUACAGAGUUGAAUGCAAAGAUCCAUAACCACUCAUGUCUGUAUGGUAAAUAUGGAGCUGAAUGCAAAGGAGCAGACUGACUCCACUCCAAGUUCUUAUCGAACACAUCUGUCUGUCUCCCACAAUCAGUACCUCAGUACUUCUUUAUCCGUGUUAUUGUAGUUACAUUUAUGCAGACAAGUUAUUUGGUUGGAUGUGGCUAUUUAAACAUAUUUUAUGAUUAUUUCAUUAUUUGCAGUUUUUUAGACAAGGACUACAUUUUUUAAUUAUAUGGCGAAGUCUCCAGCUGCAAAUUCAAAAGUGGGUCCUCAAAUUUUCACGUAGAACCUCACUGCCCAAGUAACAUCAAAUGACUCUAAUGUUUUUCUGAAAGGAAAUGGAGGAAUCAGAAACAUAACUUCCUAUCUCUCUCUCUCUGUGCGUGAGUGCGUGCACGCCCCCACCCAGUCUCGUGAGUUCUGUUAAUGUCGGUAAAUCAUUGGGUCCUAGAAGAUAUUGUGGUCUUGUUUUCAUGCCAGACCUCUCACUCCAGUCAUAAUUUGGAUCUACAGAAGUGAUUUUAUUUUUCUAUAGAGUGGCGGUUAUCAAUUAUUUUGGAUAGGAAACAUGAAUCCUGUAAUAUUUACAGUAGUGCUCUUGUUAAAAACAACAUUGCUUGAAUACAUGAAUUAUAAUGACCGAAUAGUAAAGUUUUCAUCUAUUCAUUUCUAUUCUUGAGUGUGUCAUAAGCGUGUCCCAUCAAGAUGAGGGUCAUUUGUUUGGGGUUAACUGCUCAGGCUGGUUGCUUCAAUAACAUGACAUAACCAAUUUAAUAUAUUUGAAAGCACUUUUCUUCUGUUUUGAUUUAAUUAGAAGUACAUUUAAUGAAGUAAUGUCUAUAUUCAGUUGGAAGGAUAAUUGGUGAAAGCAGUGUUGUUAAACUUUGUCUUUGGAAGGAAUGUUUUGGGAGUUUUUUUUGUUUUGUUUUGUUAAGACUUGCUAUAUGUUGCGAGAUUUUAAUCUUGUCUUUUAUUCUUAUUCGCAGCACGUCGUUAGUGUGCAGUUGCUGUCCAAUUUUAGUUUGAGAAAAGACUUUUAAUGCAAACUCAAACAAUGGCUGGAAUAACUUAAUAUUGCACUGUAUGCUGAAACCAUAUAUGAAGAUUUUAAAAGAUCAUCUUUGUAACCAUAUAGGUUAGUUAUCACCUGGGAGAAAGUACCUCAAUACUGUCUUUUAUUUAUAUGUAAGUUAUUGGGGCAGUACUGGUGUAUAUGCCUCCAUGGGUGUGUGAUGAUGAUGAUGAUGAUGAUGAUGAUGAAGAAGAAUACAAAUAAAAAUGUGAAAUACACGUGCA